This is a messenger RNA of Lepus europaeus (European hare), 3438 nucleotides long. RefSeq names its product 1-acylglycerol-3-phosphate O-acyltransferase 5 (gene AGPAT5). The record is from RefSeq and is a predicted model, not a curated record. NCBI's taxonomy places the organism in Eukaryota, Metazoa, Chordata, Mammalia, Lagomorpha, Leporidae. Gene Ontology annotation, cellular component: mitochondrion; endomembrane system. Bases 52 to 1146 code for a protein of 364 amino acids. Gene Ontology annotation, molecular function: acyltransferase activity. The transcript has 8 exons.
GGUGGCCGGGCGGGCAGAGCGGGCGGAGCCGCCCGCCGCCGAGCCGCGAGGAUGCUGCUGUCCCUGGUGCUCCACUCGUACUCGAUGCGCUACCUGCUGCCGGGCGUCGUGCUCCUGGGCACGGCGCCCACCUACGUGCUGGCCUGGGGGGUCUUGCGGCUGCUGUCCGCCUGCCUGCCCGCCCGCUUCUACCAGCGGAUGGACGACCGGCUCUACUGCGUCUACCAGAACAUGGUGCUCUUCUUCUUCGAGAACUACACCGGGGUGCAGAUAUUGCUAUAUGGAGAUUUGCCAAAAAAUAAAGAAAAUAUAAUAUAUUUAGCAAAUCAUCAAAGUACAGUUGACUGGAUUGUUACUGAUAUGUUGGCCAUCAGGCAGAAUGCUCUUGGACAUGUGCGUUAUGUGCUGAAAGAUGGGUUAAAAUGGCUUCCAUUGUAUGGGUUUUACUUAUCUCAGCAUGGAGGAAUCUAUGUAAAACGAAGUGCCAAGUUUAUUGAGAAAGAUAUGAGAAACAAGCUGCAGAGCUACGUGAAUGCAGGAACUCCAAUGUAUCUUGUGAUUUUUCCAGAGGGAACAAGAUAUAACCCAGAACGUACUGAAGUCCUUUUAGCUAGUCAAACGUUUGCUGCUCAGCAAGGUCUUCCAGUAUUAAAACAUGUGCUAACACCAAGAAUAAAGGCAACUCAUGUCGCUUUUGAUUCUAUGAAGGAUUACUUAGAUGCAAUUUAUGAUGUUACAGUGAUUUACGAGGGGAAACAUGAUAAAGGGCAGCGGAAAGCAGCACCGACCAUGACUGAGUUUCUCUGCAAAGAGUGUCCUAAAAUUCAUAUACACAUUGACCGUAUAGACAAAAAAGAUGUCCCGGAAGAAGAGGCAUAUAUGAGAAGAUGGCUCCAGGAACGUUUUGAGAUCAAAGAUAAGUUGCUUUUAGAAUUUUAUGAUUCACCAGAUCCUGAAAGAAGAGACAGAUUUCCUGGGAAAAGUGUUCAUUCCAAAUUAAGUCUCAAGAAGACUCUACCAUCAGUGUUGGUCCUGAGUGGUUUGACUGUUGGUAUGCUUAUGACCGAGGCUGGGAGGAAACUGUACGUAAACACAUGGAUAUAUGGAACCCUACUUGGCUGCUUAGUGGUUGUUAUUAAAGCCUAAAGAGAUAGCUGUCUCCUGUCAGUGGAACGUGCUACAGUGUGUAUUAUUGGUGGCUGCACAGUAUGUCAGAUUGUUUCCUGAGUUUAAUAAGAAGUGUAAAUAAAACCUACUUGACUGAACAUUGGAUAAAAUAGAAUUUGUGACUAAAGCCAAUAUGCAGUUGGUAUUGGGCAAACUGAUGGUGUUACAGCUUCAGCGCUAGAGCUGCUAGAAAGGUGGAGCUCUGUGGAGUCUGUGCUGUGCUUUACGUUUUCCAUGACUCGUGUCAACUUCAGAGGAUGAGUAGCAGUGUACGCUUGGCUAUUGCUGUGGAAUUCAGAUGGCUAUUUUUUCUGAACAUUAAUUUGCAGCCUUUCACCAUGUUGAUUGGUUAUUUUCAAUUUCUUACAACUUACCAUGCCAGCUCCAAACUCUUACCACUCAAGUAUUUCAUAUCUUACAGCUAUAUAAUAUCUGGCUUUUUGCUUGAUCUCUGCAAGUCAAUGAAAGGAAUUGUAUUUAAGUCUCGAGAUGUUUAAGGAAAGGGGCAGCCAUUGUUCAUGGGGGAAAAGCUCUGGUUAGUGCAUGUUUUUUACUGUAUUGCAUUGCUCUCUGGUUCUACUUUAUAUUUACAAAAUAAUCACCAUUUCUAGUAUUUAUUGAAAUUGCUUAAUUUGUAUACCUGGUACUCCACACAAAAGAGGAAUGUAUGGAACCUGAGGUGAAAUUUAAAUUAAAAUUGUGACACUAGUUCAUUAUAGCAGAACUUUAAAUUGCCCAGCUUUUUGAAAAUUUAAGCCAUGCUAUUUGUACUUUCCAACAUCUGUGCCACAAGUGCUUAAACACAUUAAGGUUUCCUGUUAUUUUUUAUAUCACAACAGUCAGUGUGAACCCUGGUUGGACUCUGAGUCCACAGACACCUGAGGUGGACAGGAGCCCGCACCCUCCCGGCUAGACUCACUAGCAUGUGCCUUUGCCUGUUUCUGUUUGACUUCAUAGAAUCUGUAGCCCAAAAGCGAGUUCUUUGUUACACGGCAGAUUUCCUCUUGUGCUCUAGUCCUUUUCCUGUGGAUUCCUGCCAAUGGUGCUGCUCAGUGACUGGAAGCGCAGAGCUAGCCGGCGUUGCCCUGGUACAAGCUGAACUCUUAAAGCUUGGGAGUGAGCUUCACUGGCUACCGCAAAGACACUUGGCAUUUCUCUCCGGUCAAGAAAUUCGCCUUUUCCACGCCAGUGACAUACAGCCUUAAUGAGCAAACCUGUUGUUGCCCAUUAGUUUUAACAGAGCUGCAGUUACAUGUAUCACCUGAGGACAAGUUUGGUGUUGCAGGAACCAAAUCAUAGUUUUCAGCCAUGAAGCAAUGUGUCCAUGGAAGAAGACCUUUCCUAUGUGUGAUCUGCUCUGUUUUUAUGUUAUAAUUGAAGCUUCGUUCCUCCUGGUCAUCUAAGAGAGCAUUCCUGCUCACUGCUAAUGGAUUUCUGUUACAAAAUGAUGCUGAUGGCCCAAAUGAAGCUCACCAACUGAAUCAUGUCAACAUUUUGAAAAAGGGAAAUGUCAUCAUGGCUUAGUACACUGCUUCUUCAGAAACAAAGAAUAAGCCUUUUAAAGCAACAGUUGAAGGGUCGAGAGGUGUGAAUUGGUUUCUGUGUUGUAUUGUUAUGCAUAUGCCUGUACUCGCUCAUAUAUAUGUAUUCCCAGGGAUAGAGUUGGCCUAAUUAUGAGUGGGGCAUGGAUGAGAUUCAUGAAAAGAGUUAUCAAUGCUGAAUCAUAAUUUUUGUUCUUUUCUGUAAAAUUUAGAUUAAUUCCAUGUCUUUGUUAAAUACAUUUUUAAAAAGAUUCCCAAAUUUAGACCUUGUUUCCUAAAGAUUAUAAGAAAUAUAAGUUUUGGAACUUCUGAGUAUCAUGGAUAUGCUCUAAAUUUUAAGAGACAGAACCACUGGAAUUAUGUGGACUAUAACUGAUGGCCUGUGUAAGAUCACUUGAAUUCCAUGUUUCUUAGGAUUGUACUUACGGUCUUCUCACAAAAGGUCUAUAAAGUAUGAUAGCUGAAAAAAUUAUAUCAAAAUGGAAAAUUAGCAGCUUUCCUUUAAUGUGUGUUGAUUUUGACUUGAAUUAAUUUUCUAAAAUUAAGAGCCGGAUGCCUAUCUGUAAUUUUUUUCAUAAUACCAUUUAAGCUUAUUGCUAUUGAUUUACAGCUUAGUAAUUGCUUAGUUUUUCUUUAUAAAAAUGCCAUCAAUGUGCAUGCUUUUAUGUUGCCCAGAAAGGGUUGUGUUUGGAUGGAAGUAAAAAAAGAAAUAAAAUCCUCCACUGUCUGA